CAAGUCAGCGUCAUCGUUUUGGAUAAAAUUAUGGGACUGACUCAUUCCCAAAGCUGACCUCCAACACUGCUCCCUUUAAUUAUACUAUUCUCCUCAUUCGAAUUUAUACCCUUAUUAGCUCCUCAAUUCCCAUAUUCUUGGUGCGAAUUGGGGAAGUUCUUUGUAAUUAUUGUUGGUUGCAGCAGAGAUGGGAGCACAAGAUUCUGCCAAACGACCUCUAGUGUUUGCCUAUUAUGUCACUGGCCAUGGUUUCGGCCAUGCCACCCGCGUUGUCGAGGUAGCUCGGCAUCUCAUUCUUGCUGGGCACGAUGUUCAUGUGGUCACUGGUGCACCAGAUUAUGUUUUCACAACUGAAAUACAGUCUCCUCGUCUUUUCCUACGGAAGGUGCUCUUGGAUUGUGGAGCAGUUCAAGCAGAUGCAUUGACAGUUGAUCGCCUUGCGUCUUUGGAGAAGUAUUCCGAGACAGCUGUAGUACCUCGUGAGACUAUUUUAGCGACUGAAGUAGAGUGGCUGAAAUCCAUCAGGGCAGACUUUGUGGUGUCAGAUGUCGUUCCAGUUGCUUGCAGAGCAGCAGCUGAUGCUGGCAUACGCUCUGUUUGUGUCACCAAUUUUAGUUGGGACUUCAUCUAUGCUGAAUACGUAAUGGCUGCUGGUCAUCACCACCGGACCAUAGUUUGGCAGAUUGCUGAGGACUAUUCGCAUUGUGAAUUUCUUAUCCGUCUCCCAGGAUACUGUCCAAUGCCUGCAUUUCGUGAUGCUAUUGAUGUACCUUUGGUAGUGAGGAGGUUGCACAAGCCCCGUGAGGAGAUUAGGAAAGAACUCGGGAUUGGGGAGGAUGUGAAGACUGUCAUUCUCAACUUUGGUGGACAGCCCUCAGGUUGGACUUUGCAGGAGAAGUUCCUGCCAAGCGGUUGGCUUUGCCUGGUAUGUGGUGCGUCUGAGAGUCUCGACCUUCCUCCAAAUUUUGUGAAACUUGCAAAAGAUGCAUACACUCCUGACUUGAUAGCAGCAUCUGAUUGCAUGCUAGGCAAAAUUGGAUACGGAACAGUUAGUGAGGCCCUUGCAUACAAGAUUCCAUUUGUCUUUGUGCGCCGGGACUACUUCAAUGAAGAACCAUUUUUAAGAAAUAUGCUAGAGUUCUAUCAAACUGGUGUUGAGAUGAUUAGAAGGGACCUAUUAACUGGACACUGGAGACCAUAUCUCGAACAUGCGCUUAGCUUAAAACCGAGCUACGAGGGUGGCAUAAACGGCGGAGAGGCUGCAGCUAAAAUUUUGCAAGAUACAGCCUAUGGUAAAAAUUAUGCAGCAGACAAGCUUAGUGGGGCUCGGAGAUUGCGUGAUGCUAUUGUUCUUGGGUAUCAAUUGCAAAGGGCUCCAGGCAGAGAUCUCAGUAUCCCAGAUUGGUAUGCAAAUGCUGAAAAUGAACUUGGUCUCCGCACUGGAUCUCCUACCACUCUCAUGAAUGAAGAUACUUUUUUCACGCCAUCACGCCCUGAAGAUUUUGAGAUUCUUCACGGAGAUUGUAUGGGCCUUUCUGAUACCAUGACUUUCUUGAAGAGCCUAUCAGAACUUGAUGGUAUCCUUGUUUCUGGAAUUACUGAGAAGCUCCAAAAGAGGGAACGAAAAGCUGCUGCAGGUCUCUUUAACUGGGAGGAAGACAUUUUUGUGGCAAGAGCACCUGGAAGAUUGGAUGUUAUGGGUGGAAUAGCUGAUUACUCGGGAAGCCUUGUACUUCAGAUGCCGACUAGAGAAGCUUGUCACGUUGCAGUACAAAAGUCCCAUCCAUCUAAACAGAGAUUGUGGAAGCACGCCCUGGCUCGACAGAAUGCUAAGGGACAAGGCCCAACUCCUGUUCUGCAAAUUGUAUCAUAUGGAUCUGAAUUAAGCAAUCGGGGACCUACCUUUGACAUGGAUCUGUCAGAUUUUAUGGACGGAGACCAACUCAUGUCAUACGAAAAUGCCAGAAGUUUCUUUGCUCGGGAUCCAUCGCAAAGAUGGGCAGCAUAUAUUGCGGGGACCAUUCUGGUUCUGAUGAAAGAACUGGGAGUUCACUUUGAGAAUAGUAUUAGUGUUCUGGUAUCCUCUGCUGUGCCAGAAGGCAAAGGUGUCUCUUCUUCUGCAGCUGUGGAGGUCGCUACAAUGUCUGCAAUUGCCGCUUCUCAUGGAUUAAAUAUCGAGCCAAGACAGCUUGCUUUGCUCUGCCAAAAGGUGGAAAAUCAUGUAGUUGGAGCUCCAUGUGGUGUCAUGGAUCAGAUGACUUCUGCGUGUGGUGAAGCUAACAAACUUCUCGCAAUGGUUUGUCAGCCUGCUGAGGUAUUAGGUCUCGUGGACAUUCCUAGUCACAUACGAUUUUGGGGAAUUGAUUCCGGAAUCCGGCAUAGUGUUGGUGGUGCUGAUUAUGGAUCUGUCAGAAUAGGAGCAUUCAUGGGUCGAAAAAUUAUUAAAUCCGUGGCUGCAGAAUUGCUAUCACAGUCCACUGCAAAUGGUGUGACGUCGGAUGAUCUGGAAGAAGAUGGAAUCGAACUGCUUGAAACCGAGGCUUCCUUGGACUACUUAUGCAACUUGUCACCGCAUAGAUACGAAGCUCUCUAUGUCAAUCAACUUCCUCAAACGAUACUCGGUGAGGCUUUCUUGAGGAAAUAUGCUGACCAUAACGAUCCAGUCACUGUGAUUGAUAUGAAGAGAAACUAUGGACUCAGAGCAGCUACCAGGCAUCCUAUAUACGAAAAUUUCCGUGUCAAGGCCUUUAAAGCAUUACUAACAUCAGCAACUUCAGAUGAUCAGUUAACUGCUCUUGGAGAAUUAUUGUAUCAGUGCCACUAUAGCUACAGCGCCUGUGGGCUCGGCUCAGAUGGGACAGACCGGGUGGUGCAGCUAGUGCAAGAAAUGCAGCACAGCAAACACUCUAGGGCGGGUGAGGGUACUUUGUACGGUGCAAAAAUCACCGGAGGAGGAUCUGGAGGCACUGUUUGCAUUGUCGGGAGGAACUGCUUACGAAGCAACGAGCAAAUUAUUCAGAUACAGAAGCGAUACGAAGGUGCAACGGGCUACUUACCUAUCGUUUUCGAGGGAUCCUCUCCCGGUGCAGGGAGAUUUGGCCAUCUGAGAAUUCGUCGUCGCCUCCGAAGUCCGAACUAAGUAGUACUAUAACAUAGUAUCCUCCCAAAUAUAUUGAUAAGAGAAGCCAUGAAUAAACUCAAAAUGUGACCUAUAUAUUAAACCAUUAAACAUUUGAUUCGUCAUAUACGUAAUUCCAAGUCUAAUUUGUUGAAUUGUUUGGAUUAGGUAUACCUGCUGUAAUCCUGUAACCAUUUGUGACUUAUUAUUGUAUAGCAUGGUCGUUAUGAACUUCA
Messenger RNA from Salvia hispanica, 3354 nucleotides. Its product is annotated as L-arabinokinase. The record is from RefSeq and is a predicted model, not a curated record. Gene Ontology annotation, molecular function: ATP binding. NCBI's taxonomy places the organism in Eukaryota, Viridiplantae, Streptophyta, Magnoliopsida, Lamiales, Lamiaceae.